Molecule: messenger RNA, 861 nt
Organism: Hydractinia symbiolongicarpus
Lineage: Eukaryota; Metazoa; Cnidaria; Hydrozoa; Anthoathecata; Hydractiniidae
Product: ATPase family AAA domain-containing protein 2-like
Exons: 5
Coding region: 106-777 (223 amino acids)
Source: RefSeq, a predicted model, not a curated record
AGUCAUGUGGCUUUUGUUGCAACAUAGGAGAAUAUAAAUAGAGAAGUAAGAAGCAGUGGUUUUAUUCUCACGCCGUUUUAUGCAGAUAGGACAUAGCUUGACAUCAUGAAGUUGAUUCAUUUGGUUUUGGUUUUUGGUUUCGUUGCCGUUCUAUUUGCAGAAACAGCAGUCCAAGAUGAAAUUGCUGACAACGAUGCAUCCGAACCGAUCAAAGAGGAUGCUUUAGAAGAAGAUACUACUGAAGAUACUACUGAAGAAGAAAACCCUGCCGAGGAUGACGACAAUGAAGAUCCCACGGAUGAUGAUGAAGAAGAUGAACCAAGUGAAGACGAGGAGGAGGAAACAGAAGAAGACGAGGAGGAUGAAACAAAUCCAAGUGACGAUGAAGAAAAUGACGCAUCAGUACCAGCAGAAGACGAGAGCGAAGAUCUAUCCUCCACUGAAGCAGAUGCAAAGCCAUUAAGAAUUCUACUUGGAAGACGAAGAUAUCCUUACCGCCGUCGAUCUGUGUUUCGCCGUCGAUCUGUGUUCCGCCGUCGAUCUGUGUUCCGCCGUCGUUCUAUCUUCCGUCGUCGAUCUAUCUUCCGUCGACGAUCGAUUUACCGUCGACGAUCGAUUCACCGUCGCCGAUCGAUUUACCGUCGUCGAUCUUUUAUCCGCCGUAUAUUCCGCCGUCGAUCUGCUUAUCGUCGUCGAUCUUCUUACCGCCGUCGAUCUGCUUAUCGUCGUCGAUCUGCUUAUCGCCGCCGAGCAAUUAGCCGUUGGAGCAUUGGCUAAAUGAUAGCAUAUGGCUUGAAAAACUACACUACUCUUUUGUAUUUAAAUUUUUGUGUAGCUAUGAAAGAAAAUGCGGACUCGCAA